UCAGAGGGUGUGUCUUAUCGAAUGAACCAGCCCACUCACAAACUUUUCAGCAGAUGUAAACGCGACACGGUCGUCUGCAAAUGUCUGUCAAUCUAGGUUUUGUUCGCUUACCCGAGGAUAAGCGAACUUGCUUUUGAAACAUUGAAUUCAAACCGGGGGAGGGCCAAGUGAUACCCAGAAGGCUGUUGUGGCCUGUUUCUCCAUCUCCUAAAUUCAGAGAAUCCACUUUUGCCCCUUUUCUGGGGUAGCUUUCUACGGGGAUUGUUAGUUCAUCACAGGGUCUGUAGCCAUGGGAGAUGUAAUUUCAACUCACCUGGAUGAGGGCAAGCGAGAGAUGAUUACAGAUCGUACCGGCCAGGUGAUGAGGGAGUUUGGCCGUGUGUACAAGCAGCAGUAUGCAGUGGCCCUGUUCAACAGCGUCCGCUUCGACAUAGAGGGUGGAGCGGGGCCCCAGUCGCAGCUCCUGCAUCGGCAGGACCCUCUGGAAGACAGCUCCAUCUUCUCUGGGAGUCUUUUCCAAUACCUGGAGGAGAACAAGAAAUGGAGGAACCGCUUUGUCUUUGUGGCUAACACAUACAACAUCUGCUUCUAUGAGAACAAAGUGGCACAUGAGAGGGGUCUGCACCCUAAAGGAACUAUCAGCUGUGCUGGAUACAAAGCCCUGACUUCAAUGGAUGAGUAUCUGGAGCUGGUUGACGCCAGCCUUCCAGGUAUCAAGGCUAAGGUGGGCAGUGGCCCGUUUGUGAAGUGUGCAACCCAGUUCCCCCUGAUCCUGUGGCACCCAUACGCCCGGAACCACUACUUCUGUGUGUUGACGGAGAAGGAGCAGAAGAAGUGGCACGCUGUGCUCCAAGACUGUGUCAGACACAGCAACAAUGGUCUGUCAGAGGAGUGCAGGGUGCAGAGCCCGGCCUUCACAGAUGCAGUACGGCUCCACAGGCAGGCUCAGGGAAACUACGGCACCUGGGACAUGAUGUGCGGAGCACCGCCACAGAUCCUUGCCAACUUAGUGAUGGAGACUCUCCACCCAGAAUUGAGGAGUCUAAUUGGUCCUCGUCUGAAGGGAAAAAUGCAACAGAGACAGAGAAACUGGAUGUUGAUCUCAGAUGUCGUGUAUAAGCAGGUAUUGUCUCAGACCCAGGCCCAGUAUAAGACUCUGGUCCAGGCUUGCGAGGCGGAGACACCCCGCCUAGAUGCAGCAUUACGCACGGACAUGGACCAGAUCAUCACCUCCAAGGAGCAUGUCAGCGGCAAGAUCCGUGCUCUGGUGUUGCCCAGGGCGGAGCAGCUCCUGCGGAGCAGUGUCAAGCCCUACGUCAGCUCCAUACUGGAGGCCCUGAUGGAGCCCACCAGCCGAGGGUUCUCUGAGGUCCGAGAUGUCUUCUUCCGAGAGCUGGUGGAGUUUAGUAAGAACACGCUCAAUGGAGGAGGAAAGGCGAAACUGGGGGAGCACAUGGAGAAGAUAUCUAUACUGGCGUUCCACCCAGUGAAGAUGCAGAGCUGCUAUGAGAAGGUGGAGCAGCUGAAUCUGGAGGGGCUACAGCAGAGGUUUGACCUGUUCAGCCCCUCCGUGUUCAUCCAGAGGGCUCAGAUCCUCAUGAGAGAGCAAAUGGACAAUGCUGUUUACACAUUUGAGCAGCUUCUGUACCAGAGUCUGGAGGCAGAGGGCCAGGCAGGAGAGGACCUGUGUAAGACCAUUGAACGCUGUCAGGACCGAGUGCUUAAGAAAUAUGACUAUGACAGCAGUACAGUGCGUAAGAAGUUUUUCAGAGAGGCCCUUCUACAGAUCAUCAUCCCCUACAUGCUGAAGCAGCUGGCGCCCUCCUGCUCUCCGGAGCUUCCUCGCUUCCAGGAGCUGAUAUUUGAGGACUUCUCACGGUUCAUCCUGGUGAAUAACGUGUUUGAGGAGGUGGUGCUGCAGUCUGUGAGCAAGGACAUCAUGAUGGCUGUGAAAGAGGCGGCGGUCCAGAGGAAACACAACCUGUACAGAGACAGCAUGAUCCUGACCAACAGCGACCCCAACCUCCACCUGCUGGGGAACAACCCCUCGGUUGACUGGGCCACCCAGUUUGGGGGUGGGGAAGAGGGGCCAGAGGGGCACCUGCGAGGUGGGGGGGGCUCCAGCAGGAAGCGCAGGCAGGUGGUCUCCAUGAUCCAGCUUGACGACAUGGGCCCACUGCCUUAUGAGUCCUGCCUGGAGGUGCCAGGGGUGGACUUCAUCCCAGAGGAGGGGGAGAUGGAGAUGGAGGAGGAGAUGGAGGCUAAACAUGAGGAGCGAGUGACUUCCAUGGAUCCAGAGCCUCCCAAGAGGCCAGACACCGAGCCCCCCAUGGAAGCAGAGACAUGGACCUGCACGGAACAAGGUCCCCAGGCGGAUCCUAAAUCCCCAGACAGUGUGGAGGAGAUCCGGCUCCUCAUCAACCCGGUGGUGGAGAUGGUAGUCCCGGCCUCCACAGAGCAUGUGGCUGUUGGCAGCAAUGAGGCAGGGCUGGAAAAGGAAACGGAGAUGCUGAGGCUGGAGGACAGAGAGGAGGUGACGCUCAUCACCACCGUGGUGGAAGAGGUGCGCCGGAAGUCAGUGCAGGGCAAGAGCACCUCACAGGAAGUGAGCAAGCUGCUGGUAGGAAAUCCACACCAGGAAGCUACGUUGGGUCUUCAGGAAGAGGGGGUGAUAGCUUUUGAGCCCAAUGGGGAGGACGGUGAGACUGCGGUCAAGAUUGCCAAACAGGAAAUAGAGAUGGCGGUACAGGAAGAUGUUGCAGGGAGGACAACGAAGUAUGCCAUAGACUCUGACGCUGAGAUGGCACUGUCAUUGGCAGGCUCCAGCCCCCAGCGUCAUGAUGACAGCGGCUUUCAGUCACCAACCAAUGAGACGUUAGAUAAUAUCGAAGCUCAACCAGCUGCUCUGAAAGGAACGGACACUGUAGCUGACCAAGCAGAUGUGGUGGUGGUUUUAGAGCAGGGAAACACAGCACUUGACAAUGACUCUGAGACAGGGGAGGACUUUGCUGCAAAAAAUGCGUAUCAGACAGAAAUUGUAUAUGACAUUUGAAUAGGAAAACAAGGGAGCAAAAACAUUGACCGCUUAUAUAUUGUGGACAGUCAUUUCUUUAAUAGUAGACUUUUUAUUAGGACUCAACCUCUUUCCAUUCAUCUCUAGUCAUGCAUGUUCAAGUUCAUACAUUUUUCUUUAAUUGUUUUCUUUUUCCAGUGGUAAAUCCUCCUAAAUCAAUCAUGGCCAAUCUUCAUCAAUACCACUUCUCAGCAGCUCCAGGAGAGUUGAACAUCAAGACCGGUGUCCUCAGGUCUCACUUAGAUGCUCUUCUGCUUUUCACACUGUCCAUUCUACUCUCACUGACACUUACUCGCUGGGAGAUUGCAUUUCUCAUCCAAAAACCACCACUGAGCUAACCCAACUUACUAUAGGAGUUGUUUGAGCGAGACAAGACUUACCACAAACCCGGAACAGUGCCAAAUCAAUUGGCACUGUCCUAUGCGAGACCCUGUUGGUAUGCCACAACGAGGACACAAACCCCCCGCUGCUAUGAUGAAGUUAUACUGCCUCUCAGGACACAUUUUGGUUUAUUUCUCUCUUUUAGUAUCACUCAAACCCCACGUAUCCGAGGCAGUUAUCCUUCAUCGUUUUAGUCACAAAGAGAAAGGACGUUAAAUAAUUUAAGUCAGAACUGAAAAACAGUUGUGGGAAGAACUGGAAGUUACAAAAUAAAUAAAAUACACGUUACACAACAGAGUGAGGCCAAUUUGCUAGGCCCAAAUGAUAUGGUCAGAGGAACUGAACUCUUAGGUGCAUUGGUACAGUCCCAACAUCUGAGUUUUGUAUGGCCCAGUGCCCUGGGUGGGAGAAGUAGGUACAUUUUGGACUGUUCCAAUUUCUCUGAUGAGUAAGAUACAUGUAUCCUAGGGUUUCUACUAGAUUCUAUAGCCAUAAAAUAAUUAGGCAUUAGGUAAAGGUGGGGUAAGAGCUAGAUUUUAGGGUUAGGUUUAGUUUCUACAUCUCAGAAGACACAUUGUAGAAGUGAGGGUUUAUUAAAAGAAUAAAGAUAACAUUUACCUGGUUGUCAUUUGAACACAAGGUCCAACUGAAACAUGACUCCGCUUCCCAGAUAACACCUCCAAACUGGAAAGGUGCAGUAAGCUGCGUUGUAGGGUGCCCAAGGAGCAAUUCGUAAAACUCUAGAAGAUGGCGUGAACCAUAUGUGAGGAUGUGUGUGUAUAUUGCUCCCCAGGCAAAAGUGUUGCACAACCAUUUGAAGUUGGUCUUACUGGGAGUGAACUUACUGAGUAAAGUAUUUGUCAUUUUUAGGUUUAAGCAUAUGAACAUACUGCAAGGUGUGGCUAUCUAAUCAAUGGCGCAGACAGUAGGAGACGUGCCCAACAGCAUAAAGACAAGUCACAAAUUGCUUUAGCUGAGCAGUACUGCAUCCUUUAGAUGCCAAAUCACACAACAAAAAUCUCCUGGGCGUGGCUGUCCCUCUAUUACACGGUUCUUGAUUUACCUUAGAAUCUUUGUCUAUUUCGAGGAAAUGAUACAGACUUCCUUCAUAUGUUGUCACAACAAACCACAACACUGAGACUGAAAUCAGAAAUUACCUUAAUGAGCAAAAAAUAAAUAAAGCCAUAUCAAGCAUGGGACACUUAGGAAUGCAAAACAAACAGGCCCACUCACUGGUUGUUGUAUGACCUUAUUGACCACUAGAGGGCAUUGCUGUUUUUCAUCUUUAUUUAACCAGGUAAUUUGACCGAGAACCAGCUGUCAUUUCCAAUGACCACCUGGCCAAAGGCAUUAUGAUUACAAGACAAAACAUGAAUACAAUAAGUAUAAGCAGGCUGAUGAUGUGGAUACAUUUUAAUGUCAACCGACUGUAAUGGGGCAUUGUCAAAACAUAUCAGAGAUGGGUCUUUUGUCCAAUUCAGUGUCUCUGAGCUCUGCUUCUUCAAUAUGAUACCCUUCUAUAAAAGCAGCCAUGAGGUUUUUGUCAGUGUAUGUUGAACCUUUUGGACCAAUAUUUUGUCACAUGUGGCUUCAUUGUAUUUUCAUAGUACAUGACACCGGCCUGACAUGGCACUUCAUUACUUUUACUCAGUGUGUUUGUCCAACCCUUAUUGGUGUGAGUGGAGCCACUCACAUGGUAGCAGUCACUACAGUCCUAUUUCAAACAAUGCUGUGGAAAGGUUUAUGCCUGCCUUUGGAGUUUCAAAAGGUUUUGCAUAUUUUCACAAAAUAUGGGAAACUGAGUGAACAAAUAAAAAUGAGAUUUGUGUUUUCAUAACAGGAUCCAUGCUGUUCAAAAAGUCAACUCGUGCCUGGAGACUUCUAUCAAGACUCCUCAAUACUCAUGGAAAUGUUCCAAGGACAGAUGAAUAAAACAUUUCAAAUUUGUUCAUUCAGGUUCUCUUUAGGUUUCAAAACAUGAAUGAAAACAAUAUGCCACAUUUGAGUAAAUCAGGACAGGGGCAACUGCUUUUUUCACAGCCCUGCACAUGCCAUAGCCACAGCACUGCUGAAAUGGCACCUCCAGGGGCAUGCUAAGAGUUAUUACUGCAGGGACUCUGCUGAUGGCUUGUCUUGUCUUGACUGUGACGCAUCAGCAGACUCUGUAAUUGACAUGGAAUGUUUGUGUGUGGUAGCGUGUACUCUGGGUGAAUGACAGCAGGCUAUAUACUUUGUAAUGAAGAGGUCUCUGUCAGCCAACCCAGGGAAUACAAUCAAGUCUCUUUUUCCCUUAAAUGAGAGAAAUCAGCAUUGUUUUCUAAACUAUGCAUGCUAUUUCUAUGGACACUAUAUGUAUAUAUUUGAGGCACAUUGUUCUUAAUCAGGGUGAUUUUGUAGCAUUGAGAAAAAGUUUCAUAUAACUUCAUGACCAAAUGGAUACUGUACACAACAGCAGUUAAUUAUCCUUUUAAUAUUGUGUCCAUCUAUUGUACUGUUUUUCAUUCCUCUAUUUACAGUAUCUCACAAGUGCGUACCCCCCUCACAUUUUUGUAAAUAUUUGAGUAUAUCUUUUCAUGUGACAACA
Molecule: messenger RNA, 6038 nt
Organism: Esox lucius (northern pike)
Lineage: Eukaryota; Metazoa; Chordata; Actinopteri; Esociformes; Esocidae
Gene: niban2a
Product: niban apoptosis regulator 2a
Exons: 14
Coding region: 290-3052 (920 amino acids)
Source: RefSeq, a predicted model, not a curated record